Messenger RNA from Cadophora gregata, 996 nucleotides. RefSeq lists its product as uncharacterized. Gene Ontology annotation, molecular function: MAP kinase activity; ATP binding. The transcript has 4 exons. Gene Ontology annotation, biological process: protein phosphorylation; intracellular signal transduction. The record is from RefSeq and is a predicted model, not a curated record. Lineage: Eukaryota; Fungi; Ascomycota; Leotiomycetes; Helotiales; Ploettnerulaceae. The coding region runs from base 1 to 996 and encodes 331 amino acids. Gene Ontology annotation, cellular component: cytoplasm; nucleus.
AUGUCUUCGCUCUACAGGCUCGGUCAAGUUUUGAAGGGCAGUGUAGGAGAGUAUGCGAUCUCCAAAGAAGUCCGUGAUUCUGUUUGGUUUGCACUGAACCGUUCCAGCCAAGAGCAGGUUGUGAUCAAAGCAGUCUCAAACCAUUACAGGGUUCAACAUGAACGCGACCUUCUCAGGAAAUUCGAAAGGAAAGUUCCACACCUCAGGCCAAUAAUCGAUGAGAUUCAUGAUCCUGCCGAACCAUUAGCCAUCGCGUUAAGGCAUCUCGAUGACGAUCUCCACAAGGCGUCCAAACAAAAGAUGCUUAAUCGCGAAGAGCUCAAAUACGUCUCUAAACGGAUACUAGAGUCACUAAAAGCGCUACAUCAAGAGGGUUUUGUUCAUACUGAUGUCAAGUUGGACAAUAUUCUUGUCAAUUAUGGAACGAAUGAUGCGAAUAACCGCUUUUCAGCUGUGGAACUUAGUGAUCUGGGCUCUUGCUCUCAGGUAGACUCCAAGUUUGCCAAAGAAUGCCACAGCAUAGGCGCUCCGCUUUGGAGAAGCCCCGAGGUCCUGAUUAGCGUGCCGUGGAAUACUGCGACAGACAUCUGGUCCUUCGGACUCUGUCUGAUCUCGCUGAUAUACGGAGGCGAGUGGCAUAUUCUACGGCCAAAAGUGUCGCACGACCAUGAAGACUUUGACUGGCUCAUUCUAGUCAACAUGUUCAGAUGGUUUGGACCUAUCCCAGCCAAAUAUCGAGAGCUCAUCGGUGACAAAGAAGAUUCGGAUUCGGAUAAAGUAAUCCAGGCUCUUUUCAAUACGGUUCCGAAGGACGAACGAGGUUCGUUCAAUAGAGCCUCUCUGAAAGAGAUCCGAAUCCAAGACAGAGAUCUCAUUCUCAAUAUCAUGAAAAUGGAUCCUCGAGAUAGACCGACUGCGGAAGAGUUGUUGCAAGAUCCCUGGUUCGAAGUGAUUGAGGAGGCUGGCGUUUGGGAUACUUUUAACAAGGAUGUAUGA